GCUCACGGCUCCAUUCCUGAUACAAGGGAGAUGCCGGCCAGGACUUGUCCUACCGUAACCUCUGUGCAUGGUGAGCAGUGCAGACCCAGGAGCUGCAGCCAGACCCAACUGAGAGUCUGAGCCAAAGGGAAGUCCUUGGUGACAAGGCAGGUCUAACAUCAAGCUGGGAAGUCAAUCUACAGGUGAUGGCCAGGCAGAUCCAUGGUGGUGUGACAGGACUGAGGUUAUGCCGGUGAGUCAGUGAUUGGCUCAACAGGCACACAGACCUUUGGUGAGCUGGAGGUGGGCAGUCCUGGCCAUAGGCUGCUCAGUGCUCAGGCAAGGCCGCUCUUGUAAGGGCUCAUGCAUUUUGAUAACUACAGCAAUCACAGAAUCAUUUAUCUUGGAAAAGGCCUCUUACAUCAUCAAGUAUGUCUGUUAUCCCAGCACUGCCAUGUCUCCCACUAAACCACGUCCCGAAGCACCGCAUCUGCACAUCUUCAAAAUAGCUCCAGGGUGGGGAGUUUGCAGUUCGCUUCACUAAAGUCUUACUAUGUAAGUUUUCACGUUUAUUUCCUGUUUAUUGCCUCAGAUUUUUUUCCUCAAAUUAUCUGAUUUUCUUCCUGGUACAUGACUUAUUGCGGAAACACAGAAACGUCGGCACGAGGGAUGUCAGGACAGCUCCAGUCCAGCACCCCACCCGCAGCAGGACUACCGGCACCAGCAGCUCAGCGAGCUCAGCCCAGGCAAGCCUCGGAAACCCGCAGGGUUUGAGGUCCCACAGCCCGCCGGACACCGGCUGCACGGCCCCGGCAGGACGAAAGGCGGCCGGCCCGCCCCCCCCCCGGCGGAGGCGGAGAGCCGUGCCGCCAUGGCGGGGCUGCUGUGGAGGCUCUGCAACCUUCUUAUGGCCGCCUUCUUCGGGCUGGCGGCCGCCGUGCAGGUGAACGACCCCGACGCCGGGCUGUGGGUGGAGCGGCCGCCGGUGAUCCUGGGGCGGCGUGAGCGGGGCUUGGAGCCGCAGCGGCCAGAGGGGUCCGUGGGUGGCAGGAGCCGCGGGUGGGUGCGGGCCGACCCUGGCCCUGCCGUGGCCCUGCCGUGUCUUUGCCGUGGCCCUGCCGUGUCUUUGCCGUGGCCCUGCCGUGGCCCUGCGCUCCCCGUGCAUCCCUUAAGCGGUGAGCCCAGCUGGCAGGGCCAAGGCCGCGAUGCGGGAUCGGGGGCUGCUGCUGUUCCCACCCAGCACGGUUGGGGUGUGGAGGGCAGUUCUUCGCAGAGCCUCUCCCGGGGAGAACCACAGUGCAACCCUGGAGCUGGGGCAUGAUGUCUGGCACUUGGCUGACCUCUCCCAGCGGUGUCACACAAGGAUUUUGGGUGGCAGGUGGGGGAGCACUGGGUUUCUUCUGUGCACAGGGUAGAGAGCUGCAAAAGGGAGAGAGCUGUACAGCUGCUUUGUGCAUCUCACAAAAUGCUGUGGAGAAGUUGCUAUGGGUGACUACAUCUGCUUCCUUAGCUUGCUAAGUUUGUGUUUGAUUAACAGGUUGUCUACUUGGUGCCGGCUGCCCUUACACUGCUUGUUGUCCUUAACCCUUUGGUAACAGGUAUGAUAUUGGUGUGUAAAACAGAAUCUCUGCUCAGUUUUUUUCCUUGAAAAGUUUAUUUUCACUGAAUCACAGGUCAGGUUGUAUGGACACGUGUCCUGAUACAUUUUGUGUGCAGAAAGCUGAGGAACCUGCUUCUGCUGAAGGUAGUAUUAGUAUUUGUUAUUGGAAAUGCUGCAAGCAAACACAGGAGCUCCACUUAAAGGGUUGCCACUGGGUUGGUCUUACCAAUAUACCUUGAUUCAAGCACUCAUGGAGCAAAUGGAGCACAAUCCUGGGAGCAUGUUCUGAACCUGGCUCUGUUGUUGACCUUAGUACAUAGUUUAAUCCAUGCAGUCUCUUGUUGUAAAGUUGGGUUUUUGCUUAUCUGUGUCAUAUACAAGCUGUUAAGCUCUGUACAAUGCUUUAAGAGAGCUAAAGGUCUUUUUUAGGAUCAAGUACUACAGCUGCUCCACACGCACAAAGGCUGAUGCUCGGAGAAGUCUGUGCAGUGACUGAGGUUUCAGUGUUGCACACUGAGGGCUAACCUAUAUGAGGUGUUGAAAUAAUUGUUCAGAUCAGAUAUGGUCCAGGACUCCAGAAAAUAAUUCUUAAUUUUUAAAGGACUGUUACAGAAAAACGUAAGAAAACUCUCCAAACCAAAUGAUAGUUUAGAAAGCCAACACUGGUUUAUUGCAGUGCUGGGUGCAUGGGGAUCCUUCCACAAAGCAUGCACACCCCAGAACUAAAUCACCCUCACUGUAUGCAUUUAACGUAAGAAUAUUCAUACAAUUCCCAUGAAGUUCUUGCCUACAUUCAGAAUUGUCAUACAUGUUAAAUCCAACAUUGCACCUGCACUGUUCAGUCAAGGGGUUCUUGCAAGGGGUCUCUUAGUUGGUCUCUUAGUUUACCCAUAGGUAGUACUGAUGUUGAAAUACACAGAUUGCACUUUGGAACCUCCUUCUCUCCUAGAUUGCUCUUUGUUGCCUUCCCACAAUGUUUGCACAAAGGGACCUAUUUUUUGAAUUACAAACUAAAUUGUUUAAAUCUUUGGUAUCAUGACUAUUGUCAAUUAAAGUAACUGUAUCUUCUCUAAGUGAACAUUUAAUAUGAUUUGGAAUUACACUUCUACCAGAAAGGAUAAUCUUCAGGAGCACAAUCAUUGUCACAAAUCGUACCAUUACAAUCUUUCACCUUAAGCAUACAAUGUGGCACCAUUCAUGAAACCAGAACCCGUGAGAAUUGCUGCCUGUGUUUUCAGACAUUCCAGGGGAGGCUUGCAGUAGGUACAGCCUCAACAUAGUGGCAUUCAACUGGUUAGGAGAACCUGCAAGCUAAUCUACAGGUAUGUUACUUGCACCACAAUCUUUAGGAAAUCUAGAUUAAAACUGCACAACUGUUGUGUAAUUUGACAUUUAUGUAAAUUCAGCAAGUGGUCUUUGUCACUCAGGCCUGUGGAACCUCAGAUGCAGCCUCUGCAGAGCUGCAGUGAGUUUACUGUGGGAUUGAUUAUGAAGCUUGGUCACACUGAGUUCUUGAAUUUUGGCAGCCCAUCAUUUUUCACGCUUGCCUGGAGAGGUCAGUGCCUAGGAAAGACUGCUUUUGACUUCGCAGUGUUUGCUACGGACAUUGCUGAGAUCAGCUGGAGCUCAGCAUGUGUCAUUUGUUCACCUCUCCUCCUUGAGGGAGUGGACAUGGAAAGCGAGAAGAAACCGUGGGUCCAUUCAGAUUUUUCAUGUCUCUGUUUUUCUCUUUAAAACAUCAGUCCCCAGCCCUGAGACAGAGGUGUCACUGUUGCUCAUGAUCACUGGCAAAAGGUCAGAUGGAGACUUGUCAGGGAGCAUGAAGGCAGAUGCUCCUUGUGCCAUGGUGUUAGCACUGCUGGUCAGAGCUGUGAGCGUGCACUCCAGAAGAGCUGUUUCCCCUAAUUAAGCAAACUCCCAUUUGUAAUCUGCCUUGUGAUUUUCUGUGCAUGCUGAAUGCUGGA
Molecule: messenger RNA, 3543 nt
Organism: Phasianus colchicus (ring-necked pheasant)
Lineage: Eukaryota; Metazoa; Chordata; Aves; Galliformes; Phasianidae
Source: RefSeq, a predicted model, not a curated record